ACCAACAACAUACAUAAUACCUAAGAUUACCAGUUUGUGAUUCAGAAAAGUGCAACAUCUUUCAUAGAAAACAACUGCCCUAAUAAUAACUUAGAUAGAUGACUUCAGAUACAAACUCCCAGAUUCUUUCUCAGUCAUCAUAUUCCAUAACUUGUUCAUCAUCAGACCACUGCUUCUCAGAAGACCAUACCAUACGACUAGAAGACACACUAGACUGUCCAUGAUUACUACUCUCAUGAUUCAUAGAUAGACUAUCAUCAUUAAUUUCUGAAGUCAUAUUUCCCUAGAAAAACCAAGCAAACAACAAGCAAUCAUUCAAACAUUCACAUUCAGAUAUGCUUCAGUUCAAAAUGAGAACAGAAAACAUUAAGGAGAAGAAAGACUGUAAAGAAAAUAUCACAAAUGUAGUCAUAGUCAUCAGAGUCAAUGAUCAAGUUAAAACCAGCAACCUACAAGUUCUUAAUCACAAAGCUCAACUUCCAGUUAAAACAAGCAACCUCAUUGCGAGAGAUUCUAUAAGAUCCAAAACACGUCAGAAUUAAAACCAGCUCAACUUCCAGUUAAAACAAGCCACCCAUUGCGAGAGAUUCUAUAAGCUCAACUUCCAGUUAAAACAAGCCACCUCAUUGCGAGAGAUUCUAUAAGCUCAACUUCCAGUUAAAACAAGCAACCUCAUUGCGAGAGAUUCUAUAAGCUCAACUUCCAGUUAAAACCAACAACCUUAUCUGGUAUUCAAUUAUGCAAGGCACUUCCCCUGCAUUCUUUUUAUCAAACGUAAAUAAAAAAUUUCCCUGAAACUCAUGACGUAAACCAACAAGCAAUCCCAGUUUACAGCAUCUGAAAUUCAUGUUCCUCUGUUUAGUAAGACCCAGUUCACUUAGUGGAAGAUGAAGCAUACCUGAAGCUGGUUGGUCUCGGGUCGAUUGGAGACAAAAACACCUAAGACGUCUGGCGCUUGCCGGAGUGGGUUUCUGGUUGUCUAUAUCAAUACGCCGGGUCGAUUGGAGAAGAGAACAAUCAAGAUGUCGGGCGCUUGCCGGAAUGGGUUUCUGGUUGGCUUCUCGAUUGUAUUGAUGAGGCGGAGCAGGCAAAAGGGCGGGGCUUCAAUCUCCCGGCGGAAUCUGAAAUGUGGCGCGGCGCUUCCGUGUCCGAUUCGUGAUGCAAGAGAGGCCAGCUUCAGGUCCGCUCUCCGAUCGCCAUCUCCGAUUCCUGAGUUUUGGUCAUCAACAUUGUCGCCGCCGGCGGAGGGUUGAGGGAAACGACAAUGUCGAUUUCCGAGUGAGUGAGACCUGGGAAAUAGGAACGAUGAUGACUGACGAGUGAGUGAGGCAGAGGAUUUUUUCAUUUUCAUUUUUUAUUUUUUUAUUAUUUGGGUUUGGAUUUUGAAACCCAAAUCCAUGGGUAAAACCCAAGUGGAUCCAACAUUAUGGGUAUGGGUGUUGACCCAUUAGACUUUACCCAUUUAAAGUUGACUUGGAUUUCAGACCAGACCCACAUGGGUUGGAUAUUUAAAACCCAAUGGGCAUGGGUAAUUCUGCCAUCCCUAAUUAGACCUCUGGCCUCUCAGCUCUCAUCCGAUAUAUAAUUUUUUUCUCUGGUUGAAUCAACUGAUAACAGUAAGAGGGCAUUGGUGAAAUAUAUUCUUAGGUCGCGCUCGCUGUUUCUGUCGUCUUGCUUGUACACUUAUUUGGUCUUCUUAGGGCUGAAAUUCUGACCCUUAAAACCCGACGACCCGUCCCGUCCCGAAGGGUCGGGCCGGGUCAAUCUGCAUAGAGGGACAAGUUCGGGACGGGUCUUCCCCUUGACCCUAUAAGGGACGGGUCAAACUACACUCAGACCCUAAAAAACCCACCUGACCCUAUGACCCGGAAAACAGACCCGUAGAAAUUAAAGAAAUUAAAGAAUACACUUCUCCUUCUUCAUUUUUCUCGCCUCGGUUCUCACUUCUUAUCGACUGAAAGAAAACCUACACCCUAAAAUCUCAAUCGAUUCUUGACGACUUCCAUCCGGGCGUCCAGCCCAAUCGUCGCGCUUCCUCGUCGACGGCGCGGUUGGAGAAUCCCUUCACCGCUUCACGAUACCUCUUCUCCAUUCUUCUCAUCGACUGAAAGGGAAACCUACAGCCUAAAAUCUCCACCGAUUCUCGGCGACUUCCAUCCGGGCGUCCAGCCUAGUUGUCGUGCUUCCUCAUCGGCGGCGCGGUUGGAGAAUCCCUUCACGAUACCUCGUCGCCACCAGGACCUUGGAGAAGAAGUUGUUGGUCGAAAAUCUGCAUCAAUUAUAGGUAUGUUUCUUCGGUUUCCUUCUUUCAUUGUCUCUGUUUCAGCCCCAAGAUUGGUGGUCUCUCGCUACUCUUACUGCUUUGAUUUUUGAGGAUUUGCUCAUAUAUGUGUGGUCUGAAUUUGGUAUUUUGGUUACCCAUAUAUGUAUGUGGUCUGGGUUUGGUCUUCUGGGUGUUUUCGUUGUUGAAAAGUGUACUCAUUUUAGCUCUAGAGUCUAGAAGUUAAACAAGUUUAGCAAGCUGGUUACAUAGGCAGGCUAGUUUUUCCUUUCAAAAGUCAUGUAAAGUUUACCUGGACAAACCAGGUCGUCAGCUAUGGUCAAUUUGGGUUGUGGGUAUUGAUGUUAGCCUGUUAACCAUUACCGUCCUCAUGGUUUUGUGAGUUUCUUUCUGUAAGAUCUGAUAGCUAAUAGUAGGUAUGCUUAAUUAUAUAUGAUGAUAAACCAAUAUGAAAUCAUUGGAUGGUGAAAGUAGAAGUGACGGUUUUGUUUGGAGGGGAGGAAGAUAACAUAGAACAGUCCAGGAAUCUAUCUUCUUAUCUUCCAUUGUUCCUCUGUUCCUCUGUUCCUCUUGCUUUGUUUCUUGUCUUCCACAGAGUGAUUCUUAUCUACCCCUUGCGUCACUCUUUUGUCGAUGCUUGCAAGUGCAAUGAGGUGACAAAGUUUCAUUAUAGAGUUUGUGAUUUCUAUUGGUUGAGUCGAUGCAAUGAUUCAGAUUUAUGAUUUGCCCAUUUCUGUAAGAUCUGAUAGCUAAUAGUAGAUAUGCUUAAUUAUUGUUGGCAGUGUUUGGAGAACUAGUAAUUGCAAGAGAAGGUGAUCUUCUUAAUUAUUGUUGGUAGUCUACCGUCUAGUCAAUCUGUGCCUGAAGAAUCUGUUGAUGAACUGAAGAAGAAAAUUCAGUCACAGGUAAUUCAAAUCACAGCGGAUAAUCGAAGUACUUUUACAGUCAUAGUAGUAAACCGUACAAGAGUUGUUUAAAUCAAUUGAAUAGUCUCUUAUGUGAUUGGUGUGUCAAAGUUUGAUUGUUCUGAACAAAGGUUUCUUGUGCAGCUUAGUCUAUAUGAACAUUGAACUGAACUAACAAAUUAGAAAUGAUGAAAAGAGCAUAUGAACUAAGCUAUAUGCUGUCUCUCUUUUGCUGUAACAUACAAAGCUCAUAAAGUUUGGAUCUUGUAAUUACACCACUGAUGUUUUUUUCAUAAACCUAAUUAGUUCAACUCGAUUCCUCCUAUCCUGAAUACCAAUUAAGGACUUAGGCUUCUUCUUUUGAUUAUUUUGGCCGUUUUUGUUUUGGGUUCCAAAUGACAUGUAUAUAUAUAUUAUAGAUUGUUGUUUGCUUUGAUUCUUUAACAUGGUUAUAAUAAUAUAUCAUCUUCACUUGGUAUUAAUUAUUUGAUUCAUUAAAAUGGCAUGAUAUGGAUGAAGCUAGCAGUAAUCUCAUGGAGGUCUCCACCAAUGCACCUUCUCAAGGAAAUCUUCCGUUAGUUGAUGAAAAUGAAGAAGGUACAUUCGGAACUUCAGCUGUAUGGGAGCAUUAUAAUAUUCAAAAUUGGUCGGAUAAGGAAACUAGAAAAGCUGUUUGCAAAUAUUGUUCAUCAAAGUUAAAAUGUCCAUUUACUUUUGGAACAAGUUGGAGUAUGUUUGUUUUGCGCUUGAUGAGGUUUAUGGGAUAGAACAUGGGGGAAUUUGGACUAAAGAUGAGUUGUUUGAGAGUGUGAAGGGAUUUUUGGAGGAUAUGUUUAAUGACUAUUCGGAAAUGAGAGGGGUUACUUGUGAAAGCUCAUCAAGAAGUGUGGGGAGUGCAACACCAAAUGAGAAUGAUGAAUCUGAAAGUGUGGAAGAUUAUUUGAAGAAAGUUCAAGAUAAAGAGAAUGGAAGAUAGGGUGGGAGAAACUACACUUUCAGAGCUUGAGAGGUACUUAAAGGCGAAUCUUGAGGAUGAUGAGGACAUAACUUUUAACAUUUUAGCAUGGUGGAAGAAGCAUUCUAGUGAGUAUCCAAUAUUGAGCUUGAUGGCUAGAGAUGUGUUGGCGAUUCCAGUAUCCACUGUUGCAUCUGAGUCUGCUUUCAGUACCGGGGGGCGCGUUUUAGAUGCAUUUCGGAGUUCUUUGACUCCCUUGGUUGUUGAAAUUUUAAUUUGUGGUCAAAAUUGGCUUCGAUCGAGUACUCUUCCAAUCGACAUGGAAGAGAAUUUUGAAUAAAUCGAAGAACUUGAA
Messenger RNA from Linum trigynum, 4496 nucleotides. The record is from the annotation of a GenBank genome assembly. NCBI's taxonomy places the organism in Eukaryota, Viridiplantae, Streptophyta, Magnoliopsida, Malpighiales, Linaceae.